Microtus ochrogaster (prairie vole) is the source of this 910-nucleotide messenger RNA. It is a transcript of the gene Fkbp7, whose product is annotated as FKBP prolyl isomerase 7. The record is from RefSeq and is a predicted model, not a curated record. Gene Ontology annotation, molecular function: peptidyl-prolyl cis-trans isomerase activity; calcium ion binding. Lineage: Eukaryota; Metazoa; Chordata; Mammalia; Rodentia; Cricetidae.
UUGUGACGUAGGACAACGCCUGCCACGCGUCCGAAUUCGGUCCUACGGGAGAGCCACACUCCCUUGGACACACUACAGGGCUCACACUAGGCCGGAGGGUCCUGCUUUGGGAACCAUGCAUUUCCUAGUCAGACUAGCGGUUUUCCUCAGCCUGUGUGGCUGUUCCAACGCUCAGGGACAAACGAAAGAAGAAGACACAGAGGAAGUGAAAAUAGAGGUUCUGCAUCGUCCAGAAAACUGCUCCAAAACAAGCAGGAAAGGAGACUUGCUAAAUGCCCAUUAUGACGGCUACUUGGCUAAAGAUGGCUCCAAAUUCUACUGCAGUCGGACACAAGAUGAAGGCCACCCGAAAUGGUUUGUUCUUGGUGUUGGGCAUGUCAUAAAGGGGCUAGACAUCGCAAUGAUGGACAUGUGCCCUGGAGAGAAGAGAAAAGUGAUUAUACCUCCCUCGUUUGCUUAUGGAAAAGAAGGUUACGCAGAAGGCAAGAUUCCACCCAACGCUACACUGAUGUUUGAGAUUGAACUUUACGCUGUGACCAAAGGACCACGGAGCAUUGAAACAUUUAAGCAGAUAGACACGGACAACGACAGGCAACUCUCUAAAGCCGAGAUCGAGCUUUACUUGCAGAAGGACUUUGAGAAAGAUGAAAAGCCCCGGGACAAGUCCUAUCAGAAGGCAGUUUUGGAAGAUAUCUUUAAGAAAAAUGACCACAACGGAGAUGGCUUCAUUUCUCCCAAGGAAUACAAUGUGCACCAACACGAUGAGCUAUAAAUUUUACUUCUUUGUUAGUAAAUUACUGUACUUUGCUUUAAAAAAAAGGGGGGGGGUCACUUUUCUCCAUGUUGUGGUUGCCUGUUUUCCCUUAUGAAAAGAUAUUGGUUUCCUUUAAUAAACAUAAUUUUGGUGUGA